GUCCGUUGGCUUCGCCGAAUCGACGUCAUUAUCGCAUUCGCCACCCCCAUGGCGAUGGCGAUUGCACUGCCCUCAACACACGAUCCCAUCUGCGUAGGUUGCCCUAUCAACUACGACGGCAAAGCGAAAUGGGAUGCGUGGAAUGCGCGCCGUGGCAUGUCAAAUGCUGCUGCUCAAGCUGAAUACGUGCAGCUCGUCCAUGCUAUCUUGCCAGAGGAUGCACCUAAUUCCGAGUCCGCUUCAUCUGGAACGUCAAGACAGUCAAUGGCUCGCCGCAUCAAGCGAUACAAACCGCAGAAAGCAGGCCAGACGUCGUUCCCGCGUCUUGUGGGAACCUUUUUCGGCACGCUUGCGCUGCUUCUGGUGGCGACGACCGUCGCCAUCUCACUCAGUCGAACGAUCUCGGAUGUGUGCCGUCCGCUCGCUCAUGCUUCCGGUGCAUGCGAUAUCUGGCUGGCCAGCCAUUCGAUUCGUGUUACUGUGGGAUGGGUGUCGAUUGGGCUUGCGUUCGGGACGUUGCUGCAAUCGAAUUUGCUCCAGUGGAACAUACUGUCUGUGCUGUACUACGUGGACGCGCCACGUGGUACGGCGCAGGAACGGUCGGAGGCGUCGGAAGGCGCCGCCGACCUCGACCUCCUCCAUUCACUCGGCCUUGUGCUUGGCAAAGUCGGCGCUGCGACCGAAGAGCAUCCCGUCAUGGUGUUCAAACCGGUCCCCGGCUCGGCUGCGCUCGGGUCGACUCGAUCCGUCCUGGAACACCCCAUCGAAAUCACGGCCGACAUGCAUUUCCGCCGCUUCAAAGAGCCUUUUCCAGACCCGGCGCAGCCUGCGAUCGCCGGGAUUGAGUUGGUUGAGGAGGUGCCACUUCCCAAAUGGCGCUGCGUCUACCGCAAACGCCGACUCAAGCUCCAGAACAACACGCCAGGAUUCAUCAAACGAUUUGCGAACGCCGAGUUCUUUGACGUGGCCGAGGAAUCGCUGUGGGACCAGGCCAACCAUGUGCUGUACGUCCGAGGCCGCAACGAAAGCUUUGCGCACUUGGUUCUCGUCGAGGACUUUUUGUUGUUUCAGCGCCACGACGAACGCGACGGCUGGAGCCAAAUGACGCAGACGGGGGCAUGCACGAUCGGCGGCGCAUUUGGCUUUUUGCGAGGCACGGUGGAAGGGUUUGUGCGGGAGAGCUACGGCAAAUCGGUCAAGAAGGCGCAGGACCAUCUCGUGGACAGACUGGACGAAGAGGUCGCGGUCCGCAGUGCCUCCCGUGCUUUGCCAUAAACCAAAUGGAUCGACGCUCGAAUGACGACGUGGGAACCAACUUGCGUUGCGACGAGUUCACAUGUUCGUGACUGCGGUGGCUUGCAUCGUCGACCCGCAGGCAGGAAGGACCGACCACUUGGACGAGAUCCGAGCGGUCACAAAGCCAACCGUGCGGGGGCACGUGUCACUGGAGUCGUCCAUCUCCGGCCAAAUCGCCGCCGUGCGUGGGUUUUUCGCAUGCACAUGUGUGGCCCAGAACAAUCGCGACUCCUUGCCGACCUCGCGUGGUUGGUAUUAGAAAACGUUAUGUGUGGCUCGACAGCGUGGCUGUGCUGGAUGCGGUGGAAUGGAUGUCGGGUGUGCCGCAGCGCCUCAAACACAUCGCGGUGGUCAGGUGGUCGACGCUGGACGCGAGUAGAUGCAGCACUUGGUGGCGUAUCGUAUGCAGUGAAAUGCAAUACGCCAGCACGGAAACAUGGAUGGACGAGUCCUCGCACGACAUUCGGUGGAGAGCAAUGGCGGUGACGAUGACUAGAAGCAUGGGCAGCCACGAAUCCUGCACCAUUGUGGCACCCACCAUCGCAAUCUGCAUCCACGUCCUGGCCAUGUUGCAUAUGUGUUCAAGCAAAAUGAAUCGGUCCAGGUUGAGCGAGGCUCGGCGCGGCUCGCCGUCGACGCGACGGAUCGGGGACCUGCAUAGCGGGCACGAGAUGGCUUGUUGGCAUCGCACAGUCCACUUCGAGAGGCACUCGUGGCAGAACGCAUGGCCGCAGGACGUCCUGAACGGAUAGAAGAAUGAAUCGUAGCAGAUAGCGCACUCGACUGGCAUCGCGAAGUGGUCCACUCCGCACGGCGUCGACUGGUCAACGAUCCGUUUCGC
Aphanomyces invadans is the source of this 2137-nucleotide messenger RNA. RefSeq lists its product as hypothetical. Gene Ontology annotation, molecular function: phosphatidic acid transfer activity; fatty-acyl-CoA binding. The record is from RefSeq and is a predicted model, not a curated record. The transcript is spliced from 7 exons. NCBI's taxonomy places the organism in Eukaryota, Oomycota, Saprolegniomycetes, Saprolegniales, Verrucalvaceae. Gene Ontology annotation, biological process: fatty acid metabolic process; phospholipid transport. Gene Ontology annotation, cellular component: mitochondrial intermembrane space. The coding region runs from base 49 to 1275 and encodes 408 amino acids.